Messenger RNA from Striga hermonthica, 906 nucleotides. Lineage: Eukaryota; Viridiplantae; Streptophyta; Magnoliopsida; Lamiales; Orobanchaceae. The record is from the annotation of a GenBank genome assembly.
GCAAUUGCAGGAGAAGGUGGAAGGGAGGCCAGAAAGACGUGCUCGAGGACACCCAUUCUCGAGGGAAAUUCUAGCUGCGCCGUUACCUGCAAGUUUUCGGGAAAUAAACCUGAUUUUAGAUGGAUCGAGUGACCCGUCGAGGCACGUGAGAGCAUUCGAAAACAUGUCCGUCUUACAUGGAUACUCAGAUUCGGUCAGCUGCAGGGCCUUCUUGUCGACCUUACGAGGAGGUGCGCUUGACUGGUUCCACCAACUGACUCCAGGUUCGAUCAGAGACUUUGAGGACUUCGCAGGACAACUCACUAAUCAAUACUCAAGCGCGGUCGCCCAGGAGAAAACAUACCUCACCCUGAUGGCAAUGAGGCAAGGCGAGAAAGAAUCAUUACGGAAAUAUGUUGCUCGAUAUAAUCAGGUGUGUCUGGAGGUGCCCACGGCGGGUGAUGAAGUGAAAGCAGGAGGAUUGAUUAGAAGGCUAAGGCCAGGACCAUGUCGAACGUCGCUGGCAAAGACGCCUGCUCGAACUUACGAUGAGGUGCUCAAGAGAUGCAAGAAAUACAUUAACUUGGAAGAAACGGAAGCAGAAUUCGCCAAGCUCGAGGACGUUGUGCAGCCCGAGCAGAAGAAAGGAAAAACAAGCUCGCCCAGAAGGGGAUCGCCUAGGAAAAAUUCUCCAAAAGGAGGAUCUUUUAAGAGGUCGUCGCCCAGGAGGGGUGGGCAAAAUUCGUUCCGAGAAAGGCGAGAAGAUCGCUGGCAGGGGCGACCUCGGCUACCAAGCGGUCAGAGAUAUAAUCAUUUUACCCCUAUCAACGCCCAGAUGGGCGAAGUCUUGGCGGCCAUAGAGGAGAAGUUGGAAAGCAAGAAAGUCACCUGGCCAUCGACCAGGUUCGAGGGACCGACCAAACCUAG